Danio aesculapii is the source of this 3115-nucleotide messenger RNA. Its product is annotated as protocadherin-10. Lineage: Eukaryota; Metazoa; Chordata; Actinopteri; Cypriniformes; Danionidae. Gene Ontology annotation, biological process: homophilic cell-cell adhesion. Gene Ontology annotation, molecular function: calcium ion binding. The record is from RefSeq and is a predicted model, not a curated record. Gene Ontology annotation, cellular component: plasma membrane.
UGCGCGCGUUGGAAAGGAGUCUGUUUUAAUGGAGAAGUGGAUGUGGACAUGGCAGGUAACCUGCCUGGCGCUCGUCGCAUCUCUGAUGGAUGUAGUUCUGGCACAGAUUCGUUACACGAUCCCUGAAGAACUGGAGCACGGGGCAUUUGUUGGGAAUAUCGCAGAGGAUCUGGGACUAGACACUAAUAAACUCUCAGUCCGACGAUUCAGAAUAGUCUCGGGCGCAAAACGACAAUAUUUAGAGGUGAAUUUAGAAAACGGGGUUUUGUUUGUCAAUGAAAGAAUCGAUCGAGAAGAGUUGUGCGAACAAAAUCCAUAUUGUUCAUUCCACCUCCAGGUUGUGAUCGAAAACCCUUUGGAGCUGUAUAGGGUGGAAGUUGAAAUAUUUGACGUCAACGACAACUCUCCCGUUUUUCCAUGGAGCGAGUUUAACCUGGAUAUAUCCGAAUCUGCCGCGCCUGGAUCGCGCUUCCCACUGGAAAGCGCGCAGGAUUUGGAUGUCGCUGACAACUCUUUGCGCUCCUAUUUGUUAAGCGUAAACGAACACUUUGUCCUGGAUGUCCAGACGCGAAGCGAUGGGAGCAAAUUCGCAGAACUCAUCUUGGAAAGCCCGCUGGAUCGGGAGCAGCAGAAAACUCACCUUAUGGUUCUCACAGCGGUGGACGGGGGCUCGCCUGAGAGAUCUGGCACCGCGCAAAUAAACAUAACUGUACUGGAUGCCAACGACAACGCGCCUGUGUUUGACCAGAACUUUUAUAGUAGGCUGGCUGAAAACGCACCACGAGGGACAGUCGUAAUAAAACUUAACGCCACCGAUCUCGAUGAAGGACCUAACGGGGAGAUCACGUACUCUUUUAGCGGCCACGCGCCCAUGAGAGUGCGCGAGCUUUUCAGCGUAGACUCUAGGACUGGAGAAAUCAAAGUAAAGGGACUUAUAGAUUAUGAAAAAGCACGGAUGCAUGAGAUUUACGUGCAAGCCAAAGACAAGGGACCGUCCGCUGUGGCGGUGCACUGCAAAGUUAUGGUGAACAUUAUAGACGUCAACGACAAUCUUCCAGAAGUGAUUCUCACAUCUGUAUCUACGCCUGUCCAAGAAGACGCGCCCCCAGGCACAGUGAUCGCCGUCAUCAGCGUCAUGGAUAAGGAUUCUGGAGAAAACGGGAAUGUGGACUGUGAAAUUCCACAUCAUGUCCCCUUUCAACUUCAUUCUUCUUUUAAAAACUAUUAUACAUUGGUUACAUGCGAUUUUCUAGACAGAGAGAGCAUUUCAGAGUAUAACAUCACUCUUACUGCGCGUGAUAUGGGCUCACCGCCUCUUUUUACGCGGAAAACUAUUUUAGUACAAGUUUCAGAUAUCAACGAUAACGCGCCGCGUUUCAAGCAGCCCUCCUACACGGUCUACCUGACCGAAAACAAUGCGCCAGGAGCAUCCAUCUGCAGCAUCACCGCGCAAGACGCAGACGCGGACCAGAAUUCCUACUUAUCCUAUUCAAUUCUGGAAAACGACAUCCACGGGAUGCCAGUGUCCACCUACGUGUCCAUCAACUCAGACAACGGCAACAUUUACGCGCUGCGCUCAUUCGACCACGAGCAGCUGAGAAACUUUCAAAUCGUGGUUCAAGCAGAAGACGCAGGCUUCCCGCCUCUGCGCGCGAAUGUUACCGUGAACGUGUUUGUUUUGGACCAGAAUGACAACCCUCCGGUCAUUGUGUCCCCGAUGCCCGAGAACGACACUGCAGCGGUUGUGGUUGUCCCUCGAUUUGUUGACGCCGGAUACCUGGUGGCCAAAAUCACCGCUAUGGACGCGGACGCGGGGCAAAACUCGCGUCUGUUUUAUGAAGUCCUCCAAGCUACAGAUGCUAGUUUGUUCAGCGUUGCCUUGUACACUGGAGAGAUCAGGACAAUUCGGCGGCUGAUGGACAACGACCCCAGGAGACACAGGCUGGUGGUUUUGGUCAAGGACAACGGUCAGCCGCCGCUCUCGGCCACGGCCUCCAUCAUGUUGUCAGUUGUUGACAGUGCGCCAGAAUCCUCGCCUGAUUUUGGUGACCUCGCGCUCAGCCCUCACUACCGGUCAAACCUCACUCUGUAUUUAAUCGUGUCUCUGGGCGCAGUUUCGUUCACAUUUCUCGUGGCUAUUAUUGUCCUGGCUUCAAUCAAGGGAUGCAAGGACGGAAACUCGUGCUGUGGAUUUCAUGCUAAGGACUCCGAGAGCGAAGUCAUUAAAAAGUCGAACCUGAACAUUCACAUAUCACCGGGAUCCAUUAAACAGGACCAGUUCAACGCGAACAACCCAAUAGGCCAAAACUACUGCUAUAAAAUGUGUUUAACUCCAGAGUCGUCGAAAAGUGACUUCAUGUUUCUCAAGCCCUGUAGUCCGACGGGAACAUCUUCUCGAAACAACAUCAAGGAGAUGGAAAACAAAACCCUAACCUGGAGCUCAGGCAGCCACAGUAUUAGUACAAGAAACGGGACAACCUCCCCAAACGAGUUCAAACAGGCAAACAGAGACCGAACGCUCACCAAGAACCAGCUGAAUCACACGUAUAGGAGUAAUACCCCAUUAAACACAGGUAGAACAUUGCAGCGCAGACUGUUCCAGGACUCAGACAACUACUCCUACACCUCUGUCCCACAGUACUGGACCUGGGGGAAUCACAUACAUGAUUUUAAGACCUCACCCAAGGCUGGGGGUUUUCCAAAUCGCUCAUGGACACGAUACAACCAGCAGGAGUCAGUUCAUCCAUCAGCAGACUAUCAGCAUAAUGUUUAUAUUCCUGGAACUCCAUCAACACUCUGUACACUCAAACUGGCUAACAAUGGGGACAUUGAGGUCUACAACUCAUUCUCAACGUUUGGCAAAAAGAAAAAGCCAAACAACACCUUUCAAGAGGACGCCAUAAUAACAAAUGAUUUUUUCAAAUGAUAUUUAUAAUGUUUUUUUUAACCUGUAGGUCACUUACUGUAUAUUUUAGUUGGAUCAUAUGUGCUGUAUAUGAUUUGCCUUCAUAAAUUUCACAACAAAUAGCACCUAAAAGUAUUCUGAUGGAUUUUAUUUUUAAAUGUCUUCAGUCUUCAGAAACUUUCCGAAAGUGUUUGACAGAUGGGUGUUUCA